Messenger RNA from Pararge aegeria (speckled wood butterfly), 552 nucleotides. RefSeq names its product neuroglobin-like. NCBI's taxonomy places the organism in Eukaryota, Metazoa, Arthropoda, Insecta, Lepidoptera, Nymphalidae. Bases 1 to 552 code for a protein of 183 amino acids. The transcript has 3 exons. Gene Ontology annotation, molecular function: heme binding; oxygen binding. The record is from RefSeq and is a predicted model, not a curated record.
AUGGGAUGCAAGUUGUCUCAGCUCGCAGCAUCCGAGUUCUCCCAAGACCCCCUAAACAAGCCACCACCCCCGGCCGACCCCCGCUCACCCUUGACACCUAAGCAGCAGUACUGCAUCAUGGCCUCAUGGAAAGGGAUCUUCAGACAGAUCGAGAAGACCGGAAUUAUAUUGUUUGUCAAGUUAUUUGAAGAAAACGAAGAGCUCAUGCACUUGUUUGAGGAUUUCCGCGAGCUUCGCACCAAAGAAGCCAUCGUGAAUUCCGCAGAGCUGGCUGAGCACGCCACGAAGGUGAUGCACACCCUUGACGAGGGCAUCAAGGGUCUGGCCGACAUGGACACCUUCUUUGCGUACGUCAGACACGUCGGCGGGACCCACCGGCAGGUUCCGGGGUUCAAAGCUGAGAACUUCAUGAAAAUCGAGCAGCCUUUCCUAGAAGCAGCUAAAACCACCCUGGGCGAGAGGUACACCCCGAAUAUAGAGAACAUAUACAAAAUGACCAUCCGAUUCAUUCUAGAGAACCUCGUCAAGGGUUACGAAGAAGAAUAUGAGUAG